Molecule: messenger RNA, 1959 nt
Organism: Naegleria gruberi
Lineage: Eukaryota; Heterolobosea; Eutetramitea; Acrasida; Naegleriidae
Exons: 1
Coding region: 1-1959 (652 amino acids)
Source: RefSeq, a predicted model, not a curated record
AUGAGCAACAAGAAUUUGAAGAAAUUAAAAAAGACAUCCAGUAUUAUUAUUCCACAAAAGGAAAACAAGGUCAAGGUUCAAUUUACAAAUAAUGAUUGGAGUUUAGAAUUGAAUAAUUACUUGAAAGAAUUGAUGAAACAGUACAUUUCUACUAAUGAAACACAACAAUAUACUGUAUGGAAGAAGAAUAUUAAUGGGAAACCUCAUAAAAGAUCAUUAGAAAUAGAUACAAAUAUAGAAAGUGAAAAUAUUUUAAUUGAUCAUCAAAAACAAAUUUCACUAAAAUCCAUCAAGGAAUUGAAUUUUAAUGAAGAUUCAGAUGUAACACCUGAUUUAAAGGGAUUUUCAAUACUCAUUCAAGGAAUGGACUCUCCAAUUUAUUACCAUUUUGAGAAUGAAUUAACCUAUUAUUCAUUUGUGAUACAAUUUACUUAUUCUAUACUGAAAAGAAGUAAUUUAUUAUAUCCUUCAGAGAAAUUUUGUAAAUUUAAGAUCAUUUCAGAUAAUAUUUUGGAAGAAGAUUCUAAAAAACUGAAUGCCAAUGUUGGAAUUCCAUUUCAUUUCUCAAUGGAAACAUUUGACAUUUUCGGUAAUCCAAUUAAUAGUGAAGAAACAAUAUGGAAUGCAAUACUUUAUAAGAGUAGCGGGUAUUUUACAGAUAUGAAAAAGAAUAGAAAAGUUCAAAAAUGUGAUUUGAUUUCUCAUUCUCAAAAUAUUUCAGUUUUUGCAUGUACAACUAAUGAAAGUGGAAAUUAUUGCUUGGAAUUGAGUUAUAUUCAAUAUAGAACAUGUUGUGAAAUGAAAUUUGACAUGGAAUUUCAUUCAUCAACAGUUUCAUUUAAGAAUAGUUUUGUUUCUUUUGAGAAUGGGAAAUCUCAAAUUGAAAUAGGUGCAGGAGAGAGUUGUAAAAUUACAAUGAACUUGAAAGAUAUGUUUGGAAAUACAACUCUUUUGGGGUUUAAUCCUGAAAAUGUAAUUUUACAAUUCUUUGAAAAGAAUUCCAGAUCAAGAUGGAAAUGGAGUUUGCAAGAAAGUAUUAUUGAAGAAAAUGAAAGAAUUCAAGUGAACUAUUCAAUGGAAGAUCAAUUAAUUAACUUUUUUAUUGAAAGUAUUGUAAUAAGUCAAUUGGAAAUUGAAGUUUUUUACAAAAAUGAAAAAACAGAAAGUUUAAUACCAAUCGGAGUGUUAGAAAGUGAAAAUAUUUCAUCUAUUGAUAAUCGAUUAUUUUGUAAUAUUAUACCAUCUUCAAUUCAUACUAUUGAAAUUAUUAAUUUACCCGAUUUGAAACAUGUAAUUUCAUUGAAUUCAACAAUAAUCAAGAUUAAACCAUUGGAUAUUUAUGGAAAUGAAAUUCAAAAUAUUGAAAAUCUGGAAUUGGAAUUUACAUUUAAAACAGAAAAUGAAGAAUAUCAUAAUUUAAUUAAUGAAAACAAGUUUAAAUUACAAUGUAAGAAAUCAGCGGACGAAUCUCAUUAUUCUUGUGAAUUUAUUCCAGAAUGGUCUGGAAUUUACACUUUAAGAUUAAUUCACAAAUCAAAGAAAUUGAAAGAAUUUUCACAUGAAAUUCAAGUUAUUCCAAGCGAAUGUGAAAUGCCAAGAUUAUCUCUUUUGAAACUAUCCGAAACUCAAAAGAAACUAAAAGAAAAGAAAGACAAAAUCGAAGAAGAAAUUUUAAAUUUCUGUAAAUUUAAAACAUUUCGACAAGUAUUGAACUAUGUCAUUGAGAAAUAUCAUACAAAUAAGGCAGAUCAUGCUUCACUUUUACUUUGCACAACUGCUGAACGACCUGAAAUAUUGAAAGUUUACAAAAAAGUAAUUUUUACAAUUCACACAGAUCAAUCACCACUAUUGAAGAAUGAUUUGUUAACCCAAGAGGAGAGUGAAUUAAUUACAUUUGAAUUGAACACUGUUUUUAAUGCUGUGCAGAAUGCUUAUCAAAAUUGGAAGAAACUUGCUUAA